AUGGUCCUCUCCUUCAUCCUAAUCCAAAACAGACAAGGCAAAACCCGCCUAGCAAAAUGGUACGCGCCGUACAACGACGAGGAGAAGAUCAAGCUCAAGGGCGAGGUGCACCGGCUGGUCGCGCCGCGGGACCAGAAGUACCAGUCCAACUUCGUCGAGUUCCGGACGCACAAGAUCGUGUACCGGCGCUACGCGGGCCUCUUCUUCUGCGUCUGCGUCGACGCCAACGAUAACGAGCUGGCCUACCUCGAGGCCGUGCACUUCUUCGUCGAGGUGCUGGAUAGCUUCUUUGGGAAUGUGUGUGAGCUGGAUUUGGUGUUUAAUUUUUAUAAGGUCUACGCCAUCCUCGACGAGGUGUUCCUCGCAGGCGAAGUCGAGGAGACGAGUAAACAGGUGGUCCUCACCCGGCUGGAACAUCUCGAUAAGCUGGAGUGA
Drepanopeziza brunnea f. sp. 'multigermtubi' MB_m1 is the source of this 435-nucleotide messenger RNA. RefSeq lists its product as uncharacterized. Gene Ontology annotation, biological process: clathrin-dependent endocytosis; protein transport. Gene Ontology annotation, molecular function: clathrin-cargo adaptor activity. The record is from RefSeq and is a predicted model, not a curated record. Gene Ontology annotation, cellular component: AP-2 adaptor complex; intracellular membrane-bounded organelle. NCBI's taxonomy places the organism in Eukaryota, Fungi, Ascomycota, Leotiomycetes, Helotiales, Drepanopezizaceae.